UGUCACCGCCUUUUUAUGAUGUCCCGGCCGGUGCAGCAGCUCGUGCAGGCUGAAGGCGAGAGAGGAGCUCCAGAUGGAGUUGGUGCACGACGGGAGUGGAGCCGUGGCUCGUGCUACAGACUGGAAAGGCUGCCUCGCACUGCCUUGAUGAACCCGACCUGGUCCCGCACACAGCGCAGCAGCCCGUCAUGGGGGACGGCGGCGCGUCCUCAACGGUGAACUUCCAGAAUGUCUCGGGGAGCGGCGCGUCGGACGCACCGGGCUCCGCCGCGUCCGAGCAGUGGAUGGCGGGGAUGAGCCUGGUGAUGGGUUUGAUCGUCCUGUGUAUCGUGUUCGGGAAUAUCCUGGUCAUCAUAGCCAUAGCCAGGACGCAGAGGCUGCAGACGCUCACCAACGUGUUCAUCGUGUCGCUGGCGAGCGCGGACCUCAUCAUGGGGCUGCUGGUGGUGCCGUUUGGCGCUGCGCUCGAGGUGCGCGGCUCCUGGCAGUACGGCUCCUUUUUCUGCGAGUUCUGGAUCUCCGUGGAUGUCCUGUGCGUCACCGCCAGCAUCGAGACCCUGUGCGUAAUCGCCAUAGACAGGUACGUGGCCAUCACCUCGCCUUUCCGCUACCAAAGCUUGUUAACCAAAGCUCGGGCCAAAGCGGUGGUGUGCAUAGUCUGGGCUAUUUCUGCGCUGGUGUCCUUCCUGCCCAUCCUGAUGCACUGGUCCCGGGACAGUGUGGACACAGCCUGCUACGAGGACCCCGAAUGUUGCGACUUUGUCACCAACAGGGCUUACGCCAUCUCCUCAUCCAUCAUAUCUUUUUACAUUCCCCUACUGGUCAUGAUAUUUGUUUACGCCCGCGUAUAUAGAGAGGCAAAAAAGCAGCUGAGGAAGAUCGACAAGUGUGAGGGCAGGUUUCACAACACCUUAACCGGACUGACCUCCAAGUGCAAGAAGAGGCCGUCUAAAAUCCUGGCGCUCAGGGAGCAGAAGGCGCUCAAAACGUUGGGCAUCAUCAUGGGGACGUUCACCCUGUGCUGGCUGCCUUUCUUUAUAGUCAACGUCGUGCGGGUGUUUUGCGCAGAGGUGGUGGACAAGGACCUUUUCGUGUUCCUAAACUGGCUCGGGUACGUGAACUCGGCGUUUAACCCAAUCAUUUACUGCCGGAGCCCGGACUUCAGGAAGGCUUUCAAGAGACUGCUGUGCUGCCCGAGGCAAGCCGACCGCAGGCUGCACAUCAGCUCCUGCGACCUGUCCCGGUGCUCCGGCGGGUUCGUCACCGCUCUGGAGCCCGGCACAUUGGGGUUGUGGUCGGACUGCGCCGGCUUGGACAACAGCGACAGCAGCCUGGCGGGGACCGUAAAGCUCACUCACUCUCACUCCGAAUCACAGCUGUGAAGGAAAAAAAAAUAAAUAAAAAAAACUUUUGUUCAGGUGGAUUACAGCAGCCUGGAAAACAGAUGGUGACAUAAAACGGGCGUUGACUCCUUGAGCAUGGGGUUUCUCUUUGGCAAAGGUAUGCGCAAGAGCCGUACCUUAUAGUCUAAGUGGAGCCCUUUUUAUAUCUGCAUCGGAGGAGCGAAAUUACCAGAGAUGUAUUUGAAAGCCAUAUUUUUAAAAAGGGGCCCCAGGGCCAUUGUUAUUUCAAAGGUUCCUAAAUUUUCUCCAGGGCAGUUCAGCGCUGAGGAGAUGAUCCAAUUUGCCAAAUAAUAUCGAGCCUAAAAAGGUAGAUAGAUGGAUCUGAUAAAUCAUAAUGGGUGCAUGCACUUAAAACAGGAUCCAGAGCGCACGCAGGCUCCUGCGGUUUAUAUAAUUUCUUAUUUUAUUGAAUCAGCAGUUCAGUAUUGAGGAGGACAAUCUAUCUACAAUCUAUGUGGGUAUCCUAUUAA
Messenger RNA from Morone saxatilis (striped sea-bass), 1873 nucleotides. RefSeq names its product adrenoceptor beta 1 (gene adrb1). Gene Ontology annotation, biological process: positive regulation of heart rate by epinephrine-norepinephrine; norepinephrine-epinephrine-mediated vasodilation involved in regulation of systemic arterial blood pressure; adenylate cyclase-activating adrenergic receptor signaling pathway. Gene Ontology annotation, cellular component: membrane. Gene Ontology annotation, molecular function: beta1-adrenergic receptor activity. The transcript has a single exon. The coding region runs from base 189 to 1382 and encodes 397 amino acids. The record is from RefSeq and is a predicted model, not a curated record. NCBI's taxonomy places the organism in Eukaryota, Metazoa, Chordata, Actinopteri, Moronidae.